This is a messenger RNA of Hyla sarda, 6156 nucleotides long. It is a transcript of the gene ADD2, whose product is annotated as adducin 2. Gene Ontology annotation, cellular component: cytoskeleton; plasma membrane; postsynaptic density. Gene Ontology annotation, molecular function: actin filament binding. The record is from RefSeq and is a predicted model, not a curated record. The transcript is spliced from 15 exons. The coding region runs from base 187 to 2331 and encodes 714 amino acids. Lineage: Eukaryota; Metazoa; Chordata; Amphibia; Anura; Hylidae. Gene Ontology annotation, biological process: barbed-end actin filament capping.
CAGGCACACGGAGAUCACUGUCACUGCCUUUUGUUUGCCAGCUGUACAGAGAGAGGGGCAGGGCUUCUGCUCCAUAGCCAGAAACCAGGAGGAGAUAACAUGGGCUUCCCAACCUGCAGAAGAUAACAUUCCCAUUGCAGAGAUUAAAGAACUCAUGUGCAUUGGAGACGGCGACAAUCCACAAAGAUGAGCAACCAAACCACUCCUGAGGUCGUGUCCUCACCUCCCCCAGAGGGACCAAGAUACUUUGAACGAUAUACAGAGAAUGAUCCAGAAUACUUACGGAUUCGGAACAUGGCAGCGGACCUGAGGCAGGAUUUUAAUGUGAUGGAGCAGAAGAAACGUGUAACAAUGAUUCUACAGAGCCCGUCUUUUAGGGAGGAACUGGAAAGUUUAAUUCAGGAGCAGAUGAAGAAAGGAAACAACUCCUCCAAUAUCUGGGCUCUCAGGCAAAUCGCUGACUUCAUGGCCAGCACUGCACCAUCUGUCUUCCCCACCUGUCCAGUCAACUCCUCCAUGGUGUCGCCUAUUAAUGACCUCCACUUCAAUGAUCCAGUACCUUUGGCAAAGGGUGAAAGGCUAAUGCGAUGUAAACUGGCCAGCAUCUACAGGCUCAUAGACCUCAAUGGCUGGGCCCAGCUCAGUGGUACUUGUGCUUCAAUAAGGGUUAAUAAAGAACAGGAUCAUUUCUUAAUCAACCCGCGAGGAGUGGCUUGUAAUGAAGUGUCUGCUUCAACCCUAGUAAAAGUUAAUAUUUUGGGUGAGAUGGUAGAGGUCGGUAGUACGUGCUUUGAGGUGGACACCAGUGACUUCAGCCUGCACUCAUCUAUCUACUCAGCGCGCCCAGAUGUCAAAUGUAUCAUUCAGCUCCAUACAGCAGCAACAACUGCGGUGUCAGCAAUGAAAUGUGGCCUCCUGCCUAUCUCCCAUGAUGCUUUGCUGGCAGGAGAAGUGGUGUAUUAUGAUUAUAAUGGACACAUGGAAGAAGAAACCGACAGGAUAGAACUGCAGAAGUGUUUAGGACCAACGUGCAAGGUGCUUGUCCUGAGGAAUCAUGGGGUUGUGGCUCUGGGAGAAUCUGUAGAAGAAGCUUUUUAUAAAAUAUUUCACCUGCAGGCGGCCUGUGAAAUCCAGGUCUCUGCUGUGCCUAGCGCUGGAGGGCCAGAGAAUCUCAUCCUGCUAGAUCGAGAAAAGUAUCGUCCACAUGAAGUGGGCACAGUCGGCUGGGCAGGGAGCAUGUUUGGACCCAUGCAGAAGAGCAGACUGGGUGAACAUGAAUUUGAGGCUUUGAUGAGAAUGAUGGAUAAUCUGGGAUACCGUACAGGCUAUACUUACCGACACCCAUUUGUACAAGAGAAGACAAGGCACAAGAGCGAUGUGGAGAUACCUGCCACAGUAACCGCAUUUGUCUUUGAAGAAGAAGGAGUCCCUCUUUCUACACUACGACAACAUGCCCAGAAACAGCAGAAGGAGAAGACCCGCUGGCUGAAUACACCUAACACUUACAUGAGGGUCAAUGUGGCUGAGGAAAAUGUGAGCAGCCUGAGGAGCAAGACCACGUGGCUGAAAGCAGAUGAAGUGGUGAAGUCCAGCAGCGGGAUGCCUAUCCGCAUAGAGAACCCCAAUCAGUUUGUGCCACUUUUCACUGAUCCUCGUGAGGUUUUAGAGACCAGGAACAAGAUUCGGGAGCAAAAUCGCCAAGAUGUGAAGUCUGCUGGACCCCAGUCUCAGUUACUGGCCAAUGUGAUAACGGAUAAGAGCAGAAGUCCGUCUGCAGAUAGUCAUCUGGCAUCCAAAACAGAGGCAGAACUGAAGGAACAGCCCGUAGAGGUAAUCCCACCAGAACCUGAGCCUCCUAACCCUUUUAGUCAGCUGACUGACCAAGAGCUGGAAGAAUAUAAGAAAGAGGUAGAAAGAAAGAAGCAUGCCACUGAUGACAAAGAAGCUGCAGAUGAGGAAACCCAACCAUCACUGGUGACGCCUCCUACUUCUCCUGUAAGGAGUCCAUCAAAGACCACACCUCUGAUCGUGUCUCCUUCUAAAUCCUCUGAAGAAGCAGAGAAGAAGGAGUCUAUCCCGGAAUCUACUGAAACCACAGAAGAGAAGGUCCAACCAGCUGUGGUGCUAAACGGCAAAGAGGAGGAUCAACCUCCUCCGGACGAGACACCUCCUAAAGUCACUGAAACCCCUAAGGGGAAAAAUGAGACAGUGCCCAACGCCUCUCCGGAAGGAUCCCCCACUAAAUCACCCUCCAAAAAGAAAAAGAAGUUCCGCACCCCCUCCUUCCUAAAGAAAGGAAAAAAGAAGGAAAAAGAGAAGGCAGAGUCUUGAUCUCCUGAUCCAUGAAACUGUUCUGUCAGAUGAGGUAUCCAGGCUCCUUCACUGUCCAAGCUGGGGCAGUGACGGCAGCUACACCUACUACUGCUAAGUAUGGACUCAAGAGUUUAAAGUGGAUGCUUAUUCAUGAGGUGUCUUUUUUUAGGGGAUUUGUACUGCCUGUGCCUAUAUAGCACAGCAUGUCCACUGACUCUUGGGACAGAUACCUGCUUAGCUCACAAAGAAAAUACAUUUUUAUAAUCGUCCACCUCUUAGCCGGCUUCUUUACAGACUCAAUCCACAACAACAUUACUGGUUUUGUGGUUUUUUUUAAGUUUAUUUUUUUCGUAAUUAAGAGUGCAAUGUGUUUUUUUUUUUAGUCAUGUGAAAGUGGUGAAGGUUACAACAUGGCUGCCAAGGGUCUGUCCUGACAAACAUGGCGCAAUAAUAAGAAUCAAUAAGUCAACACCACAUUCUUAUAUGAAUUCUGUAGGGCAGCAACUACCAUUUUAAUCUUAUUGUUUGUUGCAUUGUUUGUUCUAUACCUUCUCUGUUCAUGGUGAUAUCAAUAGAUUUAUUUAGUCAUAGCACACAUACAGGAACUUAGCUUAAAAGGGUUAUAAACACAAACGUAUUCCCUCUUAAAACAAUAAACACAACCCCCAUGCAUUGGAUGUGUGUGAUGACUGCCCCAUGUAAAUGUAUCCGGUUUUAUUUAAUUCAUCAGCUCUUCACGCGUGUUCUCUGAAGUCAUCAUAUACACUGAAUGAAGCAGCUCUAUGUUCCUCUAAGUUAGAGAAAAAUCUGAAGAUCCAAUCAGCAAAUGAAAUUCACCCAGUCAUUGUAUGUAAGCAUAUUCUUCCUAUGGGAAACUCUCAGAGAGGUAACUUGAGGUCCUGGACCCCAACGCUAAAUCUACAACAGGCCCCCCCACCUACCAUGUACCAUUUAUAGUACUGGUCUUCUCCUAUGGAAUAGAGACCAAAUGGGCCCCCUCAGGCCCAAUGCCCAAGUGUAACUGCCCUCUAUGUAGUAUGCCCCGAAAAAUAUCUACCACACCAAUCCAGUACUAACAGUCAGCAAACAACUCUAUGGCCAGAAUGAGAAGAUGGUGGUUUUGACUGACAGGAUGAGAGGCAUAUAAACUUCUAUUCACAAGACAAAAGCUAGUAUAUCGAAUUGUAUCUCUUUGCUGUUUACAAACCCUGUAAGUAGGGGUAAGGUUAUUGGUUAAAAAAAAAACCCAUGUAAAAAAUAAUUAUGAAUUAUGUCUGUAGAAAAUACAAAUACUAUUGAUUACUAUUGUUACUAAUAGGUGAUAUUUUAUAAGCAAUAGGUGAAAAUAAGAUAGUGUCACAUAUCUUUACUGAGUUGUCUUUCCUAUGGUGCUCUAUAUUCAUCAGCAGAAAAAGCGGGGACCAUCAUCUUCACCAACAUGGCAGACUGUGCUGCCCAAAUAUUCCAUCCUGCCUAAAAAAAACAUCGGGGGUAAUUUAUUAUGGAAAUGAACAUUCACGACAAACAUGUUUUAUUUGACAAUCAUUAUUUACAUAUAUAUUUAAUAAAUUUCAAUAACACUUCCCAAAUUACUUUUUUAAUAUAUGUAUAUCAGAUUAAAACUAUGUAUAGCAAUAUUGCUUUCUAAUAUACAUUAGUGCCAUGUGUAAAUAUUUUCCAUACCAGAAGUGGCAUGUUGGCAAAAUCAGUAUGAGGCCUAAAGUCCCCUGGGCAUAUUGCUGUACUUUGUUUUAAUGUUUCAGAAAAAGAAGAUAUAAGAAAUGGAUCAAGAACAGUGGAACAAUGAACUUUUGUUGGGAAGACCCAAAAUCCAAAAGAAUUUGGUAUAAUUACCAGUUUUGCCCCACAACUUGGUUCUAUGCAGAUAAACCAAUAUAUGGGUCCUUAAAGGGGUAUUCCGGCUUUAUACAUCUUAUACCAAAGGAUAGGGAAUAAGAUGUAUGAUUGCAGGGGUUCUGUCGCUGGGGACCCCUGCAAUCUCAGUGCAGCCCCCAGCAUUCUUUGCCAGGCGCUGCCUCCGAGAAGGGGACGUGACAUCAUUGUCCUGUUUAGAAAAUUAAUUUUCUUCUACUCUAUUAAGUAAUUCUUAGUUAAUAUACAAGGGUCUUCUGUUCAGGACCUUCAUCUCUUCACCAGAUUGGAGAAUGGUUAUAAAAAGACCUGUCCUAUCCUGUGUAAUACAGACAGACCAUUGAUUUGAAUGGGCACUGUGUACUGCUCAAUCAUCCCAGUGGUGGCGCUGAAAGAAAUUAGAUACUUAAUUCACAAGGACAGUUACUGACAAUCUUUUUCCAAGGGACUCUCCUAACAAGUAGUAAUUGUCCAAGGGCAUACAUACCAUAAAGGCAGACAAUAUGGCUACUAUGCGGCGCUUAGAAAGAAGUGGCCCAAGCUUGGAUGGUUCCAUACCCUUUGCUACCAGAUGGUCAUGACCUGUAUUAUUAAACGUCCUUCUCCAGGUGAACUAUGUUGUAACCAAAAUAAGAGGAUGGAGAACUGGCCCAAGGGUCAAGUGUGGUCUUGGUAACAAAACCCAGCACCUUAAUAGAGGGUCCAUUUAAGGUCCCCUAGAGAACUCCUCUAUGUACAACACUGGUCUAUAGGUUCUCUGGUGUAUAGUUUCACUUUAAUAAUAAUUAUUGUUUUCAAUUAUUAAUUAAAACACUGUAAACUUACAUCAUAAUAUACUAUAUAUUAAUCUGAAGGGUGGUUGCAUAUGUAUGUGCAUGCAUGCAUGUAUGUAUGUAUGUAGACACACAAGGGUAACACAUUGGAGGUCUACAUAUGGUGCAUAUGGGAGAAAUAUCAAUAAUCCAGAUUACUCAACUCUGUUUACACACUUUGUAUCUUUCAACUUGUAGCUUUUGGGACCAAACCGAAAGUGUUCUGCACGCACUUGUUUUGUAGUAAAAGUUCACAUCACGUUAUUUCUGCUCAGUAUAUACGUGCAUGGGACAAACUAUGCGGCUAGUAAAACACAAGCUUUUCCACAUCUCGCAGAGGUCUUUUGUAGCAGUUUUUUUAAUCUGUAUUUCUGCUAAACAGAACUGUGUCUCUAUUCAGGAAUUGGAUGACUGUACUACUGGAUAGUCUAUUUGGCUAGGCCCUUCUUCUAGGUUUACUAAUACUCUAAACACAGUAGAGGCCAUUUGAGUGUCAUACAGGGAGGGUCCCAUAAGAGAAAUCACAAUGAAGUUACCCAGUUGCCGCUUGUAGUCCAUCACCUGAUGCUAAUUUGGGCAAACAUUUUGUAGAACCUGGCUUUUUGAAGCCAGGUUAUGCCCUUGUGACAAGCGUAGGUUAGUGCCAAGUACUUGUACCUCCAGAGGUUCAUCGCUAUUGCAUGGUAUGGCCAGUUACUGAAUUGGUAGUAGUAUACAAAUGACUCGUAUGUACAACAGAAGUGUCUACUCAUUUAGGACUAUGUCUCAGGGGUGUUUUACUAAUCCCUAGUCGAGUUCUGCCUUAUUUAAAGUAACUGAUAUAAAUUUCUCAGAGGCUCCUUACUUCCUCAGUAAAUGCUGAGCGUCCUGCUACCUAGUUUUCUGUUUGCGCAAUUUCACCUGCCCUUUGCCUCAAAGGGCCCAAUAGGAUAUUAUUGUGUCUUGUAUUCCACCUGACAAUCGUAUUGUUGUUCCUUAGUGUCUCGCUCCUCAAUGUAUAUAAACCUCCACAGAUGCCAUGACUUUGUUAUUGUGAUAUCUAAAGACCAUGUAAAUACUAUCUCUUUUACUGCACGGGCCUAUCUCGCUGUAUAUCCACUGGAGCCUCUCUUUAGUGCUGUACCUGCAAAAUAAACUGAAUUCACAGUGGAAUGUAUAA